UCUAUUUUUGUUUACUUUUCCUUGCAACUCUUCGCCUCCUCUUUCUCUUCUUCAUCUUUCAAACAAACUCUUCAUCCGUCUUUGACUGUAACUACUUCACAAGUUCCAAUUUUUCUGCAUACCCUUUAUUAGCAACUUCCUUAAUUGCUUAUUUAUUCUGUUAGGUAUCUUUAAGACCAUUUUUAUUUUUAUCAUUCAGCUUUCAAGAGCUUUCGUUGUUUUUGAUAGUUUGGACUUUGGAUUUGUGAGAGAGGAAGAUGGUAGGAGCAAUAUCUCUUGUUGGUUCAUCUAUGAUGGAUUCACACACUGGUCCAUGUUUGUGUGUGGAUUCUCUUCCAACAACUAAUGUGAAGAGUGGUUGUGGAGAGGUGGUUUUGUGGAAGAAUUUGAUGGGAAAGAAGUAUUCGGCGAGGCGCGGCGGCGGUAGGAGUUUGGGGUUGAGCAGCUCUUUUACUGAUCCGGGUAGGGAAUGGAGACUCAAGUUUAGCAGAAGCUGUAAGAAGCAAAGCAGUUAUGAUAGGAGAGUUACCAUUGUUAGUGAACUUGGUGGUCAGUAUGAUGAUACUUUUGAGGAUGUUAAAACGCAAUUGCUCAACUAUUUCACGUACAAAGCUGUGAGGACUGUUCUUCAGCAACUGUAUGAGAUGAAUCCACCUAAAUAUACUUGGUUUUAUAAUUUUGUUGUAUCAAACAAACCAACAGAUGGUAAACGUUUUAUCCGAAUGCUCGGGAAGGAACAACAAGAGCUUGCUGAAAGAGUGAUGUUAACUCGGCUUCACCUCUAUGGUAAAUGGGUCAAGAAAUGUAAUCAUGCUGAGAUAUACAAAGAAAUAUCUGAUGAAAACUUGGAGUUGAUGAGGGAAAGACUCAUGGAGACAGUAAUAUGGCCAUCGGAUGACAGCAACACAGAAAAAAUUGGUUGAUAUGAAUGAAACAUUGUUGCUUAAUUCCUAGUUUAGGUAUAAACAUGUUUUGUUUCCAAAUGUCAUUUUCCAGAUUUAUAGUAUUAAAUUGUGUAUAUAUCAAUACCUUUUAAAUACAUAGUCCAUUAUUUUUAAUAGUUUGAGAUGUAGGAUUUCAAAACUUGAGGCAUCUGCGAAGAAUGCUUCUAAACAGUAUCUAAAUCAUAAGUAUUGUCAACUUCCAAAUUCA
This is a messenger RNA of Vicia villosa (hairy vetch), 1152 nucleotides long. RefSeq names its product chaperonin-like RbcX protein 2, chloroplastic. Gene Ontology annotation, molecular function: protein folding chaperone. Gene Ontology annotation, biological process: ribulose bisphosphate carboxylase complex assembly. The record is from RefSeq and is a predicted model, not a curated record. Bases 258 to 923 code for a protein of 221 amino acids. The transcript has 5 exons. NCBI's taxonomy places the organism in Eukaryota, Viridiplantae, Streptophyta, Magnoliopsida, Fabales, Fabaceae.